AUGUCCUCAAACAACCCAUCAUAUCUCAUUGUUGGGGCUGGUGUGUUUGGCGUAUCAACCGCCUAUCAUCUUAUCCAGAAGUACCCGAAUGCAUCGGUCACCCUGGUCGACAGGGAUGCCUUUGACGCCGAUGAUCGUGUGGCCGCUUCGUGGGAUUGGAACAAGGUGGUCCGCGCCGACUACGACGAUUUCGUCUACUGCCAACUUGCUCUGGAAGCGCAAGACAUCUUCAAGAACGACCCCCUCUGGAAGCCUUAUUUCCACCAGACGGGUGUUUACUGGAUCUGCCGGAGUGAUUACGCGCAGAAUGUCAUCAGCCACCACCACAAGCUCGGUCGUAAGGACGACAUUAUUGCGCUUCCCAUAGCUGAGGCCAAGAAGCUCUAUAACGGGCUAUUUGAGGAUGCUGACUAUACGGGCGCCAAGGAGGUGUUGGUGAACCGAGCGAGCGGCUGGGCUGCUGCGGGAGAUGCUCUGCGUGCCAUCACUCGAAAGUCCAUUGAGUUGGGCGUCAAAUAUGCGGUUGCUGAGACGGCAUCACUCAACUUUGACGGCAAGGGAACUUGCACGGGGCUGACGACAGCAACCGGGGAGUCACUGACAGCUUCGCACGUCAUUCUCUGCACAGGAGCCUACACGUCGAAGUUGCUUGAAUUCAGCGCCGCGAAGAGCGGCAUUCCCGAUCUCUCAGCGGGCGACAGAAUCCUGGCAGCCGGCAUCACAACGGGAAUGGCUCAACUGGAGGAUGAUGAGUACAAGAAGUAUGCUAAUAUGCCUGUUGGUUUCCAAGGGUAUACUGCAGUACACGGUAAGCCUUUUAUUGGUAGUAUCCCGCCAACGGCAGAUAGAGAACUCAAGUGGUGGGGAGCCAAGAUCUUCUCGAACACGCGAGAAGUCUUGCCUGGUCGUAAAGUCUCUGCGCCGCCACCGGCCAAAGACUAUGCCCAGUGGAAGGUGUCGCGGCAACUCAAGCAAGACAUCAUUGACCAACGGAAUCUCUGGUAUGGAAAGAAGAGCGAGGGAUGGAACAUGACCAAGCACCGAAUCUGCUGGGACGCCUUCACAACCAGUUCCGACUUUAUCAUCUCACCUCACUCGGCUGCAAAGGGCCUGUAUGUUGCGACUUGCGGCUCAUUCCACGGUUUCAAAUUUUUCCCCGUGCUUGGCAAGAUGAACCAUCCCCCACGACAACGACAGCAGUCACUCGAGGCGGUCACCGACACAUCCGAAAAGUCCUUCUCGGCAACUCCUCCGGCGCGGAAACAGAGCAUCAGUUAUCCCUCCGACAACUCAUCGACCGCGGUCGCUUUUGAUCCGGAUGACAUGGAGACAGGUCUCGAUUUAUACUUCAAAUAUUGUCACAGACAACCGAUCUGGUGCUUUGAGCGGGAGGAAAUCGGCGACUACAGAAACCUCCCCGAGGACCUCGCCAGCAGCAUUCUUGCCUUGACUUCUCGUUUCUCCGAUAAGCGGGACCAUCUUCAGUUGUACAGCAACAACGCGAAGACGCUCAUUAUGCUGCGCAUCGCCAAUGGCUCAGUCGAUCUUACGACCAUUGAGAGCCUUUGUCUUCUUUCAUAUUCUUCGUUCAUAGACGGAAACGUCCAUCUUGGUCAAUUUCAUCUCGGUCUUUCUCUUCAGCUCUGCCGAUCAGCAAUGCUCGACAUGGAAGCCGUGUACUUGGCCGAUGAUCCAAUGAAUGAUCGGAAGAAGCGCCUGUUUUGGAGCCUGCAAAUCCUUGAGCAGUCUUAUGGGCGGCAGGACGGUCUCUUAAGCGUGCCGACCGAUAUUUGGCGGCCUGCAUACUCCACAGGCGGCCGGGAUCAAAUGGAGUUGGAUUCCAAAGCACCACCUUUACCAAGAGACGAUCUAGGGACAUCAUCGCCAAGGGAGCCAGGGAUUUGGAACACGAGCGUUCGUCUGGGAUGGAUCUGGAGUCAAGUCAGGAAAUACGUCUCUGACUGCUCUCACAAUAUUCUCAAGGAACCUUGGCGUCAUGACUCGAUGUACGCGAGGGUUCUCUCCGACUUCAUGGAAACCGAAAACCGGAUCCCCAUGUGCCACCGCUACGAUUCCGUCAAGUUUUACGAGCGCAAGAUCGAUGAGCUGAAGAUGAACCGCGAUUACUGGGCUUGCUGGCUGAAGGAGCAGUUCACCUAUCACGCUAUACCGACCGUGUUGAACCAUCCGUUUUUGUACAUCGUCGGGGCGCAACACAAUCCGAACUUGGGUAUUCCGAACACUUUCUGGAGGAGAUCAUCAGAACAAGCACUGCUGCAUGCCACCUGGAUCGUUCGCAUGAUAGACAUGGUCGUCGACAAGCAAAUCCCGUUGGUAGACCCGUUCUUUGGGCACGUGGCAGCGAUUGCGGCCACGGUUCACCUUUACUAUUGCUGUGCAGCGGCUGCGAGGUUGAAGCAUAAGUCCAAUACCGACUUUGCGAAGUGCAGGAGGUUCUUGAAGAGUUUCAUACCUUGCUCCGCUGCGUGUGAUGCUCUAGAUCGCAAUCUGGAUAGAAUGACGCGCAUCGCCGCCGGCUCGGAAAGCAUGGAUGUCGAAGACUGGAUGCCGUCAAAGAUCUAUCUCAGCGUGCCGCUGAUGUGGGAGAUUCUGCAAUUCAAUUCUACCACAGACUCGCAAGAGAUCCCAACCGCUGGCUUGCUGGACGCCUCUCUAACACCGGCCAUCCCGCCCAUCGACACGAGCGAGAGCUCCACGCUUGAGAUCAUCGUUGCGACAUCGCCCGAAAUCACGAUCAAUACUGCAGAUGGCGGACAAGAGGCUCCCACGCUGUCAUACAAACCUUCUCCAAAUAAACACACCGUAUCUACUUCUGCCAACUCAUCGCGGCAGAAUGUCUUUGACACGCCAUCAGUCGAGCAGAUUGACAGCCUCACUUUCAACACCACACCUUGGUUGUACGCGGACUCGUCGCAACUUAUUAACAUUGGGGAGCUUCCUGAUCUCCAGUCGGAGCCCGGUAGUGCAUGGUGGGAAGGCGACAACUUCAACAAUAUCAUGUUUAAUCAGUUCUAG
Molecule: messenger RNA, 3036 nt
Organism: Colletotrichum karsti
Lineage: Eukaryota; Fungi; Ascomycota; Sordariomycetes; Glomerellales; Glomerellaceae
Product: L-pipecolate oxidase
Exons: 6
Coding region: 1-3036 (1011 amino acids)
Biological process (GO): DNA-templated transcription
Molecular function (GO): sarcosine oxidase activity; saccharopine oxidase activity; flavin adenine dinucleotide binding
Source: RefSeq, a predicted model, not a curated record